Messenger RNA from Marchantia polymorpha subsp. ruderalis, 770 nucleotides. Lineage: Eukaryota; Viridiplantae; Streptophyta; Marchantiopsida; Marchantiales; Marchantiaceae. The record is from the annotation of a GenBank genome assembly.
CUUUUCUCGAGCAGGAGUGUCGCGGAACUGGAGCGCUGAAGCUCGAGGGUUAGGGUUUGAAGCUCGAAAUGUCAGCAGCUAUGGAGUCAGUUCAAUGUUUCGGUCGCAAGAAGACCGCCGUGGCGGUCACAUAUUGCAAGCGUGGACGUGGUCUGAUCAAAAUUAACGGUUGCCCAAUCGAACUUGUGGAGCCUGAAAUUUUGCGGUACAAGGCCUUCGAGCCAAUUUUGUUACUGGGACGUCAAAGGUUUGCUAAUGUGGACAUGCGCAUUCGUGUGAGGGGUGGAGGAUUCACUUCUCAGAUCUAUGCUAUUCGUCAGAGCAUUGCCAAGGCUCUGGUUGCAUUCUUCCAAAAGUAUGUCGACGAGCAGUCCAAGAAGGAGAUCAAGGAUAUCCUACUACGGUACGACCGAACCUUGCUAGUGGCUGAUCCCAGGCGCUGUGAGCCAAAGAAAUUCGGAGGACGGGGAGCUCGCUCGCGUUUCCAGAAGUCCUACCGUUGAGUGGUAUUUGUUGCGGCUUUUUACCCGCUGCGUUCUUCAGGGUUUGGUUGGAGGAACGCUGGUCUUCCAACCUGGCUUCCAAUGUUUUACACAGGAUUGGGACGUUAGUUGUUACAUAGGAAGAUCGAAGCAUUUUCAUAGCGAGUAGAUUGAAAGUGGACUGGAGCACAUCUGCCCCUCUGUUCUUAAUCAAUUUCUCAUGAGGCGAUUUUGUUCAAAUGGAGUAAACCGGGAGGAAACUAAAAGCAUCAGGUGCUCUUCUUGUAU